Messenger RNA from Rubroshorea leprosula, 1024 nucleotides. The record is from the annotation of a GenBank genome assembly. NCBI's taxonomy places the organism in Eukaryota, Viridiplantae, Streptophyta, Magnoliopsida, Malvales, Dipterocarpaceae.
AGGGCAUUAGAGGAAAUUAAAAAAAAUGCCAGAUGGAAAACCUUAACAUACAAAAUUGGUAGAAGGACCAAAAAGAUGCAUUUUUCUUAGUUUAGGUAUAGAAAAGUGCAAAAAAUAGUUUGAGGACUAAAAUUGUUCAAAAUUAAAAGUUUAGGGAUUAAAUAUGGUAUUUAACCUUUAGAAAAUGUCAGCUAGAUAGACUUACCGGACAAAAUUGAUAGAAGGACCCAAAAGUGCAUUUUUCAAAGUUGAUGGAUGAAAAAGUACAAAAAUGGUUUAGGGACUAAAAUUGUUAAAAAUUGAAAUUUCAGGGACUAAAUGUGGCAUCUAACCUUAGACUUUCUUUAGCAACGUUCAUAAUUUAUGUCAUUUUGAAUUCAAUCUUACUGUCUUUUGAUGUGUAGGUGGAUGCUAUUAUGUGAUUGUAUGACCACACUUCCUUUUAGUGCUGUCCCUUAACUCACUCCUUCACUAACUUUUGUCUAAUUGUGUGAUUUUCAUGGCCGUGAAAUUCCAAUUGUCCAUCGUGUUAUUAAGGUCCAUGAGAGACAAGACAGUGAGGAAGUUGAAGUCCUCACAAAAGGGGACAACAAUGAUGGUGAUGACAGGGUUUUGUAUGCUCAAGGGCAGCUCUGGCUUCAACGGCAUCAUAUCAUGGGCAGGGCCGUUGGGUUCUUACCCUAUGUUGGUUGGGUGACAAUAGUCAUGACCGAAAAGCCCAUCAUCAAGUAUAUUCUCAUUGGUGCAUUAGGAUUGCUGGUUAUUACUUCCAAGGACUAAAGAUGAAGCAAUAGCUGAGUUUGGUCGACUCAAAAGGAGAACUUUCUAAGUUUUUCUCCUAUACAUGUAGACUUAGAAAAACUUCAAUCAUAAAGGAUAGAUUUAAAGGACCGAAGUUGAUUAUGUAUUACAGGCUUCAAGAACUCUGUUUUAUUCUAUAAUUUUAUGGAUUUUGGGGCCACCUCUUAUUUCUCACUGGAUUGAAGUUUGAUAUGGUUUUAGAAAAUAGAAGUGAAAAGCAUAG